AUGGACGUGCAGACAUGGAGACCCAUAGACCUGAUUCUCAACCAGCUGGUCUUCGCCAACACCUUGGCUCUUCUCUCCAAGGGUGUUCCUCAGACACUGGCAGCGUUUGGGAUAAAACCUUUCCUGGGUGAGGCUGGGUGCAAGGUGGUCUUCUGUGUUUACCGAGUGUCCAGAGGGGUCACACUCAGCACCACCUCCCUGCUCAGCGGCUUCCAGGCCCUGAAAAUCCAGCCCGGUGUGUCUGGCUGUGUGCAGCCCAGGCUGAGGUCUGCCAAGGGCGUCGCUCUCUGCUGUGCCCUCUGCUGGCUUCUGCAUUUCCUAUUAAACCUGGCCUUUGGAAUGUGGAAACGUGGCUCCAAGGAUAGCAAAAACCUGAGUGCGUUGACCAUGUACAGUUUCUGUUCCAUCCCUGCCUCAGGAAGAAAGACAUUCCUGACUGCAGCAGUGAUAUUCUUCAUCACUGACGCUAUGUUCCUGGGCCUCAUGGCCUGGGCCAGCGGCUCCAUGCUCCUGGUCCUGCACCGACACAGGCAGCGAGUGCAGUACAUCCGCAGCCACAGGCUCGGCCCCAGGGCCUCCUGUGAGAUGCGAGCCGCUCUCAGCAUCCUGGUUCUGGUGAGCCUGUUCCUCUCCUUCUACUCUCUAUCUUCUGCCUUAUCCCUGUGCAUCAGCCAGGUGGGGACCCCGAGCCCCUGGCUAGCAAGCAUGUCCUACCUGGCCUCCUCUGGCUUCUCCACCCUGAGCCCCUUGGUGUUCAUCUUUAAUGAUGCCCGUGUCUCCCGGCUCAGCUCUGCCUGCUACAGAAGAGGAUGA
Perognathus longimembris pacificus (Pacific pocket mouse) is the source of this 813-nucleotide messenger RNA. Its product is annotated as vomeronasal type-1 receptor 1-like. The record is from RefSeq and is a predicted model, not a curated record. Lineage: Eukaryota; Metazoa; Chordata; Mammalia; Rodentia; Heteromyidae. Gene Ontology annotation, biological process: G protein-coupled receptor signaling pathway. The coding region runs from base 1 to 813 and encodes 270 amino acids. Gene Ontology annotation, molecular function: pheromone receptor activity. The transcript is spliced from 2 exons. Gene Ontology annotation, cellular component: membrane.